Molecule: messenger RNA, 7408 nt
Organism: Esox lucius (northern pike)
Lineage: Eukaryota; Metazoa; Chordata; Actinopteri; Esociformes; Esocidae
Gene: ammecr1
Product: AMMECR nuclear protein 1
Exons: 6
Coding region: 1216-2190 (324 amino acids)
Source: RefSeq, a predicted model, not a curated record
UGGUUUCUCUUUAAUACGGAUGUAAAUUAUCUAAAGGGACAUAAAUCCUAAAUGAAAAUAACAGCGGAGCAUCGAGAUCCUCGUGCUGUUGAGGCUGAGCUGAUUAGAAGCAGGCGAUAGUUAACGCAGCAAUUUUUCUGCGUAAUUCGUAGCAAGAAUUCAGAUUUGUCACUGACGGCAUAUACGGUGAGAUACGCAUUAUGCGUAGGAAUAGAUCGCACAACAUUUCCUGUAUCCUAUUUCGGCGUAUGAUCACAGUUUUUUCCACUAACAGCAUAGAGGCUAUGGCUAAUGGUAGCCGCUGUGAUUCGGGCGAGGAGCACGAGUGACCAAACCCGGAGGAUUUCAGAGAUGGAAUAGAAUGCUGCUGUCUAAAAAUGUAUGCUAAUAAGCGGAUGACAACCUCCAAACAAAUCUACAGCAAACUUUCAGCGCUGAUAUGACGCUGGGGUUUAAAUAAGAUUUUUUUUGAACUGUCCGAGAACUGACACAAAAUGCAGGUGCAAACUGAUCAGCUGGUUUGUUGAAAUGACUAGGUCGGCGCUGACGCUGUCUGAUGGAUCAAACUGCAUUUCCAAAUGCUAUUUUACUUUGCUUCGAUUUGACGUUUGGACCUCCAACAUUGGGUCAGUUGUCUAGUUCGAAGUUCGGAUGAAAGUAAACAACUGGUGCAAUGUUAAGCUACACGGUCCAAAGCGUAAUGUACUAUUUGUGCUAAAGCGUAUGGGUCCUGCGUACUCAAGCUCUCGACUCCCACACAAAAAGGAUUGUCUCUGUGCUGCGGGGGGUGCAGUGCAGUAGAGCUCCACAUCUGGCUACUGACCGGCUAUAACUAGCUAGUUAACUGUCUCUCUGUUGGAUAACUAUUGAGGUGAAUGUGUUCCAGUAUUAUACGACAGAACUGUUUUUUUAAAUCACCUCGGUGAUUAUCGUGUUACGAAAAGCAGGCCUGUAUUUUGGACAAUAUCUGAGAUCAAUCGAACCAUUUGAAGUAGUCCACAGCUGUCUUCUUAAGGAAAAAACGUACAGAUUUUGCGUAAGACACGUAAUUUUUAAAGGCAAAGAUAGGGUGACAUUGCAGUCUCUUCAUAUUGGAUAUAACGUCGCCCGACAAAAAAAAAGUUAGUAAGUGGGGCAUUGUCCGUCAUACGUAUUAACGCAGUGGGAUUUUUACGUCUGGUCGGCGUUCCCCCCACCCUUCCCGCCGUGACGGUGAUGGGUCGGAAGCGGUGUGUCGGUGCAGAUUGUUCCAAGAUGGCGGCCGGGUGCUGCGGGGUGAAGAAGCAGAAGCUGUCGGGAUCCCCCGGGUCGGGGGGUCCUGGUGGGGUGGGGGCGGGAAACGGGGUGGCAGGGACCGGACAUUGUGGAUCGGACUUGGGGAUUGGUUCCUCCUCGACUGUGGCAGCAGGGAACAUGAACCGAGUGAACGGCCUGGGGGGUCCUGGGGGUAGUAGUAGUAGCACCAACGCUCUGUCCCCAGCCCCGGGAGGCUACAACUCAACUGGCCUCUCCCCAAAUCUUAGCCCGGGAUCUGGUUCUGGAAGUGGAGGCAGAAAGAUGGUUGUUUCGGCGGAGAUGUGCUGCUUCUGUUUCGACGUGCUUUAUUGCCAUCUGUAUGGAUACCAACCUCCCCGAACACCCAGGUUUACAAACGAUCCCUACCCGCUGUUUGUCACAUGGAAGAUUGGCAGGGACAAGCGGUUGAGGGGAUGUAUAGGUACCUUUUCUGCCAUGAACCUGCACUCAGGACUCAGGGAGUACACCCUAACCAGUGCCCUUAAAGACAGCCGCUUCCCCCCGAUGACGAGGGAUGAGCUGCCACGUCUCUUCUGCUCAGUGUCUCUGCUCACCAACUUCGAGGACGUCGGUGAUUACCUUGACUGGGAGGUGGGCGUUCAUGGCAUUAGGAUAGAGUUUUUCAAUGAAAAAGGAUCAAAGCGCACGGCCACCUACCUACCAGAGGUUGCAAAAGAGCAAGGAUGGGACCACAUUCAGACCAUAGAUUCCUUACUACGAAAGGGAGGCUACAAAGCUCCCAUCACAAAUGACUUCAGGAAGACCAUUAAGUUGACCAGGUACCGUAGUGAGAAGAUGACAAUGAGCUAUGCGGAGUACAUCGGGCACCGCCAGCACCAUCACUACCAGAACGGCACCGGGCACCCUCUACCCCCCUACAACCAUUAUUCCUGACAGCGAGCCGCAUGACCAAUCACUGGACCUCUCCGCUGACAUUUUCCCCGGAGAGCCCGCCCCAUCCUGGUCUAGCUAUCUCUACUACUGUACCAUUUUAUGAUGAUAGUUUCCGUUGCCAUGCUGACGCUCUCCCAGACGUUGACUUGGCAACGGGUGGCAAAAUAAGCAUAAAUUGAUAAUGACAAGUAAAUAAUCAAACCAAUCUUUUAUUUUUAUCCUCCUAUUGAUUUCAUUUUUGCAGCAUUAUAUAUAUAUAAUCCCUUUCGUUCAUAUUUUUGACAAGGAAAACCAAUACUAAAUAUUCUUAAACUUUUAUUGUUUUCAAACAAUCCUAAUCAGGUUUUUAAUUCUGUGGAUGGAAGCAAGUCAUAUAUAUGGUGGAUUAUUGUGGCAUAGUGGUAUAUGCUCAUGUUUUAUGUAGGCUUUGCGACAGCGUUCCAUUUAUUAGGAUGUUUCUUUUCUUUUUCUAGUGUAAUCCUUUCAUAGUAGCCAGAUUGACAUUAUAUGUAUCAUGUAGCGAGCCAAUGGCAGUUCCAGAAGGUUCUAUCUUUUCCAAAAUGUUGCGAUUCCACUCAAAGAAUUGACUGUUACAGUUGAUUUGGUCCUUGUUAACCGUUGUAGUGAUGUAGUUGUUUGGUCUAGAUUGUAGAUUAUAGGGUUGUGAAGCCACGGGGCCAGUAUUUACUGAUCUUUAACGCUUUGCACGACAAUUGUUUGUGUGGUUCAAAGUUUGUUGUUAAGUGCACAUCUGACAGGAGAUUGAAGCCGCUGAAUUAAAUUAGAAAAAGGAUCAUGCCAAAAUAUUUCCCAAGAUGCUUGACAGAGCAGAUCCGUUCCACCGCUGUGUGUUCACUGUUUUGUGAUGAAACCUGCAAAACUUGAAUUUAAUUUGUUUGGCUUUGGAUACGUUAUAUGCCCUCCCUUUAUUUUAUUUUUCAAACUUGAGAAAUGAAUGGGGGAAGACAUUUUGGCGUGAUCAUGACGGCAUCAAGGGAAGCUAACCGUCCCUAGUCUCAGCGGAGCAGGCUGGGCGUGAUUGUGACCCACGGGGCUGGAGGGUGUGGUUGGUUACACAAUGCACCACGUCACUGCCCUUUAAAUAUGAUCCUGUUAUUCCAUGCCAGUUGGUUUGAGAGAGAACCAAUGAAGGAGACUUGAGUCUAGUGACAGGGACAUGCUAAAACUACUGAAAGCCAUAUUCUCUUUAUAAUGCAUGCUUUGUAAGAGUGAUUGGUUGGCUUGAGGUGUUUGCUUUUCUCCCUUUCUCUAAUCUGUAACCUCUCUGUUUUUACUUCCUGUAACAGUUGACUUAUUCUGAUGGCUUUGGUCCCAACCUUUUGGUUUCAUAUUAAAGAUUGUGCUUUGUGGUUUGGUCCUAGUUGGGGACCUGGGUCUGUGUGACAUCUGGCCUUUCCCCAAAUAAUCUGUGAGUUAGCAUUGCCAGUGCUUGAACUCCCUUUGUGCUGUUUGUUUUCCACUGGUUUGAUUCCAUUUUAACUGGCCACAAUGACCCUUAGGUAUGCUUGAUGUAAACAAUGUUUACAUCCACAUGACGUUACGUUCUUGGUGGCGGUUGCCAUAGUUGUGCACUCGUGUUCUAGUCAAAUGUUGGGCGUUGCUGUGACUGCUACAGGAGACGAGACUAGCCAACAUUUAAACCCUGGGCACUGGUCUUUGUUGGUCGCGUUGUUCAGGGCAUCCAGCCGUUAUUUUCCGUUUCAACAUGACAUGCUGCUGUUUGUUGAGGUGCUCGCUGUUUUCAGGACCAGUUGCUCUCUUAUCUCUGUGCCACUAGAAACCUUUUGGUCUGUCCUGUCUGUUGUUUGGGCUGAUAGGUGAGUUGGUAGGAACCGAUGCAGGGCAAAGUGGGAAAGGGUGAACGUGCUGCAUUCAGUCCAAAUCCUGUAAGGAGAAGAGCUUUGAACAGAGCAUGGAAGCCAUUUCCAAGUGAACUUGAGGAUUAGCUUACAACCAUCGUGUUUUGUAAAGGAUUUGAUCUUGAGGACUUGAUUCGAUUUUUGUGUGGUGACGGACAUUUUUUAGAGGUGCUUGUACUUGAAGAGAAAACAGCCUUUUUGCAACAGCCUUUACCAACAACUAACAGUAGGACAUAUUGGUUUUCUUUUCUUUUUAUGCAAACCUUUAAGGGCUUAUUGGCACUCCAUCCACAGUAACCCCAAAUGACCCCGAUUUCAGUUGUGUUGCCUUAAUAACUCAAUUAAUAAAUGAGGACCGGUAAAAUGGUAGCCUGAGUGUUCUGUCCCACGCUGUACUGACUGCCCCUGCCCUCCACCUGCAGGCUAGGGAAGGACCUUAAGCAACUGUUUCACCCUCACCAUUGUAUUGGGCGGCUAAGGUGACUGUUAGUCAAGCCAUUCCAUUCCAUUCAGUCAUUUAGCAAGAUGUUCUUACCAAGAGCGACACUGUUAAAGACCACACCGUUCUGCCUAAAUAAGACCUAGUGUAGACAUGGGCCAGAGACACGCAACACCUAUUGUGUUGCCAUAGCAGGUGUUGUGGUUCCCUGCUUAGCAAUGUGAUUUAAUUUCCAUCAUGUUCUGCUCCUAGGGCCAGGGAACCGCUACUUCAGACUGUGCUUCUUAACAGCAUUGACAGGACACAGUACCCAUGUUGAGUGAGCUGUUGGCCUAGUAGUUAAUCACAAAAAACUGUUUUCGGAGAACUGCGGGAAGAGCUUUCUGCUCUGCUGAACAGUCAGGUUCAGCCAUUUUCUGGUCCAUUAAAUACAGCACAACCUGAAAAUGUUUCUGCUGCAAAACCAAGCCCAUCACCGUCUUUAACAUACUUGUGGAUAUAUGUACACACAUGCAGUCCAUGUUGCUGCAUGGGGGCGUGUGGAGCAUAAAGUAUGGUUUAACCCAUGACGUGCUUCGUCUACAAUGUCAAGACUAGUGUAAAUCAUUACAGAAAUAUAGAAAAUAAAUAAAAUGGUGCUAUUGGACCUCAUGUUGGGGCGGUCGCGGGUUUCGUGACUGGUCAUGCGGACUCAUCGAUCAUAUCAGACUAUUAACCUUGAUAUAUGCAGAUCUGUUCAACAGGUGUUUUUUUUCCUACCAGUGUAAGUCAACACCCUGCAGGUUUGAAAGGACAAGAAGCCCCCACUACCCAACCCCCCGCCCCUCAUAUCUCCUCCACCCCAAGUUCCUCCCUGUAUCAUGGCCUGGGGGUUAAAGGUGUAGACUUUCAGUAGAUUGUGGCAUCAGAAGGGGACAUUGUCUUUCCUGGGCUGGACCAGUCGAACGGGCCCUUACCCCACCUAGCGUCUGCCGCCCAGUCCUCAGCCCUUUUUGGGCCUGGCCCCCAACUAGAUGUUCCUUUUUAAAAGCACACACAACACUUCAUGUUUUACCUCUGUGUUAACAAUUUUUUAUGCUGUCUGGAACGCAUCCUCCUCCAUGGGCCUGACUAGCCGCUUAAAGCAAAGGUCACCUGACACUAGGCUUUCACUCAACUGUACCUCUCACAAACUCCCUUGAAGGAAGCCCUGAGUUUUAGCCUACUAAUUGAAUAUGGUCAUGCAUGUGUAGUAACCCUCUAUAACCAUGGUUUCUUUAAGCUAAAGACCAUGUUGUGACUUGGCUGGAAAUGAGGGCAGUUUGGUUGGUAGGUUUAGUGGGAGCCAGGCGAGAUGUCAUCAGGAUGCUGCUAGAAUUAUUGUAACACAUUUGACUGGGACUAUUUCUUGCCAUUCGUGAAUUCCUCUUCCAUAAGACAGUGAGUAUAUCAUGUUCCUUUCAUGUGGAAAUUACUGAACGUUCUGUCUUUUUGACCUCUAGAAUCUAGCUUCAUGAAUACCUAAUCUCAGUCAAAUGUGAUAUUCCCAGCUUCGAUCAAAAUGUAAUUCACUGCUAAUUUGCAGUUAAAACACCUCUGCCCAUGGACGAGUGACCUUUGCUCAUACUCACAGAACUUGUAUAAUGUGUGAAGACAGAAUGUCAUUUGGUUCCGUACCAGGGUUAGGGUUUAGUACCGGUAUUCCUUGUAUGUGCGUGAUGCACGUAUUUUAGUGGAAUGCUUUAAGCUCAUGUUACCUUUGUAUGUUCAACUGAACCAAAGAUGCCUCUGGCCAUGUCCAAAUGCUGCUCUUCAGGCAUGGCUUCUUGUCCUUCCAAAUUAUACCCUGCAUGAUAAAACUUUUUAAAAAAAUAUAUUGUAUUUUAAUUUUAUUUUUUACAAUUUCUAACUUGUUUUUGAUUUCUUUAGCAACCUCUUAUUCAAUGCAUUUUCACAAAUUCAGUCUGAAGCCUUAACAGGCAUCAAUGAUAGUGAAAUUAGCUGGUUGCAUAGUUUUUUGUCAUUUUUUCAUUGUUAUUAUAUCAUUUUUUUUCCAACAAAAAAAAAUAGAAAAUUAAACCCCAUAGCGUGCCUCCUAGAUUUAUGGGUUUCUAUGUGUUUUUUUUCCUAAAGACCAGCAGUUAUACUUUAUAUAAAAGAUGAGUUUCUCCUUAUUUUUUAUGCCAUUAAAGAUGAAAAAGCCUCUUUUCUUUACUCUGGACCCAGUAGCUGCACUGGUAUACAAUCGCACUGAUAGAUAUACAAAAAAAUACAUCAAUAAUAAUAAUAAAUGAAAUAUGAACUACAAUGUGUUUGGAACUUUUAUAAGAAAAAUUACUUUAAGAAAAGAAAAAAAAAAGGUGAAAUUACUGUUUUUGUACAUCAAAAUCACUUAUUUAAAAAAAAAAUUUUGGAUCUAGUUUCUAAAUUAUUUUAGUGGUUUUCUAUGUUCUGAAAUUUGAGACACCGAGUUGAGAUGCGUCGCUGUGCAGAGUGACCGUCUGCGAUGGUGGCAUGACGGGUGGUGGGGUUGCCUGGCGUAACCCCUCCCCCACCUUUUAUUUCUUCUACUUUACAUUUUUGGUUCUGUCUCUUUCUCUGCUUUAGUAUUUGAAAAUGUUGAUGGAAAAUUAUGAACUGGGAAAAAAAAUUACCUCCCCUUUAGAUCUAGAUCCUACUUCCUUCCCCAUUAAAUUGCUGUUAGUGUGAUGAGAUUUCAAAUGGGCAUUUAUGAUAGUAUGGCUCCCAAAAAAAGAGAAAAAUGUAACAACAAAAAAAAACUGUGUGGGGAGGAAGAAAAUCUAUAUAGAUGGGUUAUCAGUGGGUAUGAGAGAUGGCUGUGGAGAUGAUCACGUAGUUUUAAACAUUAUUACCUUUUAAUCAUUUAUCCAAUAAAAAUGAAUAAAACCAAGUGAAAUGA